Lasiosphaeria miniovina is the source of this 1455-nucleotide messenger RNA. Its product is annotated as delta-9 fatty acid desaturase. Gene Ontology annotation, cellular component: endoplasmic reticulum membrane. The record is from RefSeq and is a predicted model, not a curated record. Gene Ontology annotation, biological process: unsaturated fatty acid biosynthetic process. The transcript has 3 exons. Gene Ontology annotation, molecular function: heme binding; stearoyl-CoA 9-desaturase activity; iron ion binding. The coding region runs from base 165 to 1100 and encodes 311 amino acids. NCBI's taxonomy places the organism in Eukaryota, Fungi, Ascomycota, Sordariomycetes, Sordariales, Lasiosphaeriaceae.
GACCCGUACUCGGUCCGUAAAGGGUAUGUACCGCCUCUACUGCACCGUGAACUGCACAAAUUGCUAACAUACUGUGCGCAAAAUCUAGACUUCUCUACAGCCAGUGAGUAUACAAUUGUCUGCCACUUGUAACCCCCACUCACACAUGCCACAGCAUUGGUUGGAUGGUCAUGAAGCAAAAUCCUCGCAGAAUCGGCCGGACUGAUAUCAGCGAUCUCAACGAGGACCCGGUUGUCGUAUGGCAGCACCGCAACUACCUGAAGUCUGUUAUCGUCAUGGCUUUAGUUGUGCCCACGCUAGCCUGCGGCUUGCUCUGGGGAGAUUUCCUCGGCGGCUUCAUCUAUGGCGGCAUCCUCAGAAUCUUCUUCAUUCAGCAAGCCACCUUCUGUGUCAACAGCUUGGCCCAUUGGCUCGGCGACCAGCCUUUUGACGACCGGAACUCCCCGAGAGAUCAUGUGAUCACGGCUUUCGUCACCCUCGGUGAGGGUUACCACAACUUCCACCACGAAUUCCCGAGCGACUUCCGCAACGCCAUUGAAUGGUGGCAAUACGACCCUACCAAGUGGGCUAUCUGGACCUGGAAGCAGAUGGGACUUGCCUACAACCUGAAAACGUUCCCGCAGAACGAGAUUGAGAAGGGCCGUCUCCAACAGCUGCAGAAGAAGCUCGACCAGAAGCGAACCACUCUCGAUUGGGGCAUUCCUCUUGAAAACCUCCCUGUGAUUAGCUGGGAGGAUUUUGUGGCCGAGUCGAAGAAUGGAAAGGCCUGGGUUGCGAUUGCAGGCGUGAUUCACGACGUUGGAAAGUUUAUUGCAGACCACCCAGGUGGCAAAGCCUUGAUCUCAGCUGCUGUUGGCAAGGAUGCCACGGCUAUCUUCAACGGCGGAGUCUAUGACCACUCCAACGCCGCCCACAACCUGCUCUCGACGAUGAGAGUCGGUGUUCUUCGCGGAGGCUGCGAGGUUGAAAUCUGGAAGCGCGCCCAGUCGGAGAAUAAGGACGUCGCGGCCAUCAACGAUUCGACUGGACAACGGAUUGUUCGCGCCGGCACCCAGGCUACUCGCGUUACCCAGCCAGUUGCAAGCGCUGAUGCAGCAUAACGUAUUAGAUACCAACAAUUUGGGAGGCGUGAAUGCAUUUGUUUUAGACCGCUUAGCUUUGUGUCGUCGAUACUAGAAGCGAUCAAGGGCGUCUUUAUUACAUUAGAGCUGCUAUCACCGGCGAGAGAUAGCAUUGCUGCUACCGUAUAAGUAUUUGUGAGUGGCCAACUUGGCGUGGCAUUGCGGUAAACACCAUUAUCCAACCUCAGGGGCGAUUCUGCAUUUUUGGCGUUCAAGAGGAGAGAGGAGAGACACUGGGCUAAAAUGAGCUUGUCUUCCGAAGGGGUCAUAAUGAGUGGGACGACAAAAUAAAUAGAAAAAGGAUAUCAAUACACUGCACAUAUUUGAGUUUGUA